Peronospora matthiolae is the source of this 606-nucleotide messenger RNA. NCBI's taxonomy places the organism in Eukaryota, Oomycota, Peronosporomycetes, Peronosporales, Peronosporaceae. The record is from the annotation of a GenBank genome assembly.
AUGACUACGUCAAGGCACAACGUCGCGUUUGGUAUGAUGCUGCUGCACAUGAACGCGGACUACCAUCAUGUGCUGGACAACUGCGAGGAAGCCUGGGUUGCGUGGACAGGUCUGAAGACGCUGUACGGUGGGUCGCAGAAGGCAGGACUCAUCUACCUCAAGCGACAACUUUUCAGCACCAAGAUGGCUGAAGGCGCGAACGUCAUGCAUCACUGCAACGAGGUCCUCAACAUCUCCGCCAAGCUUAGCGGCAUCGGUGCGAAGAUGGAAGACGAAGACGUUGCAAUUUGUCUGCUACUCAGUCUUCCGAAGAGCUACGAAAAUGUGGUGCUUAACAUGGAAAUGAGCAGCACCGAGCUUCGCACUCAAGAUGUGGUGAGAGUCCUGACGAAUGAGCAUGCCAAGCGUCAAGGAGCAAAAGGGACAACGACAGCGACUACGGUGAAGGCUGAAGAUGCAAGCAAGGCAUUCAGCGCCGAGCGUGAGCCCUACCAAUGCACGUAUUGUGGCAAGGUGGGACACACGGUGGAUCGUUGCUGGACAAAGCAGAAGAACGAAGGUCGGGGGAGCCCGACGCGGCGGCAAUGGUCGUGGACGCGGGGCUAA